Paraphaeosphaeria sporulosa is the source of this 3158-nucleotide messenger RNA. RefSeq names its product vegetative incompatibility protein HET-E-1. The record is from RefSeq and is a predicted model, not a curated record. NCBI's taxonomy places the organism in Eukaryota, Fungi, Ascomycota, Dothideomycetes, Pleosporales, Didymosphaeriaceae. Gene Ontology annotation, molecular function: protein binding. The transcript has 3 exons. The coding region runs from base 141 to 3158 and encodes 1005 amino acids.
GCAGCCUUCUCAGCCUCGUUGCGUCAAGAUGAGCGACAACUUCCUCGACACCGACGUUAUGAUCUUGCCGUCUUGCGAUUCUACGCUACAACUUCUACAGAACUACAACGACUGUUGCCGCCCUGACCUCACGCCGUAUCAUGGAUGGCCUUUCCGGAGCGGCAAGCGUGAUUGCCGUCAUCGACAUAUCCGCUAAGGUCGCGUCGCUCUGCUUCCAGUACUCAGUCGCCGCGAAGGACGCAAAGAGGGACAUCGAACGCCUCCAACAAAAAGCGACCAAUAUCAAGAACGUCCUUGAAGAGCUUCAACAGCUUGUAGACAAGCAAGGAUCGCAGCUCCCUUCUACACACAAGUUACUAGAGUUACUCAAGGAAUGUCACCAGCAGUUGCAAGACCUUGAGGGUAGACUUCAGGCCAAUCUCGAGCCUAGCGGACGCCGAAAGGCCAUGAGCAAGCUCGGUUUUCGAGCCUUGAAAUGGCCUUUCACGAGCAAGGAGGUAGAGAAGGCGGUUCAAUAUCUUGGGAACUAUAGAAACACUUUUAGCCUUGCGCUUCAAGUUGAUCAGACGGCCCUCAUUCUUCGCGUCGACCAGAAGACUGACACGCUGUCAUUACCUACCGCCAAAGGCGCUUCCUUCGACUCGCACCUAGAAGAACAUAACUCGACGUGCCUUCCGAACACCCGCACUGAGUUACUGCGCCACAUACAAGAUUGGGCGAACGACGAAAACGGUAAAGCAAUAUUUUGGCUGAAUGGCGCGGCAGGAACAGGAAAGUCUACAAUUGCUCGUACGGUGGCCCGGACCUUCGCCGACCAGCAACGACUAGGGGCCAGCUUCUUCUUUAAGAGGGGCGAGGGGGAGCGGGGGAACGCCACUCGAUUCUUCACCACCAUUGCUACACAACUGGCUCAUCAUGUAUCGGGGUUAGAACCCGGAAUCAAGAAGGCGAUUGAAGCUGAUCCAGCCAUAUCUGAGAAGACUCUGAAGGAUCAAUUCGAGAAGCUGAUCCUCCAUCCGCUCUCAGACAUGGCACAUCCACCAGCCUUGAAACUACUCGUCGUAAUAGACGCUUUAGACGAAUGCGAGACAGACAAUAACAUACGAGUGAUCCUCCAGCUCCUUUCGCAAACAAGGAAUCUUAAGUCGGUAUCAUUGCGUGUUUUCGUGACAAGCCGACCAGAACUGCACAUCCGCCUAGGAUUUAAACAAUUGCCCAACGGUACAUUCGAAGACUUCAUCCUGCACGAAGUCGCAAAGCAAACAAUUCAACACGACAUACACGUCUAUAUCGAGAUCGAGCUCACUAAGAUAAGAGAAGAGCGGUGCCUUCCAUUAGAAUGGCCCGGAGAAAAGCGCAUCCAGACACUGGUGAACAUGGCAGUCCCUCUGUUCAUUUUUGCAGCCACAAUCUGUCGUUUCGUAGGAGAACUCACUGGAAAUCCCCGAAGGCGUCUAGAGGACAUCCUUAGCUACGAAACGGAAGAUGUGAGCAAGCUUGGCAUGACAUACCUCCCUAUUCUAGAGUCACUGUUUGCAACUCAGGAUAAGAAGGAGAAAAUGAAGCUCUCUAGAGAGUUCCAAGAUAUAGUUGGGAGCAUCGUGGUUCUAGAGAGUCCUCUCUCUAUCACUUCGCUUGCACACCUCCUAGGAAAGGCCAAGGAUGAUGUCAACUGCCGAUUGGACUCCCUGCACUCUGUGCUCAACAUACCAAACCACGAUGAUGCGCCCGUUCGACCUCUGCACUUGUCGUUCCGCGAUUUCCUGGUCGAUAUGUCCAAUCAGAAGAGUCUGUUUUGGGUAGACGAAAGAGCAAGACACAAGGAGCUAGCGUCUUAUUGCCUUCAACUUAUGUCGAAGCCAAACGGCCUACGACAGAACAUGUGCGACUUACAGCCUGGGACUUUGAGAAGCGAGGUUGAUGAAGAGAGGAUUAUACGCAAUCUAUCGCCUGAAUUGCAGUACGCUUGCCGUUACUGGGUGUAUCAUCUCAAGCAGAGCCAGCGUCUUAUUAAUGAUAACGCUACUGCAGAUACGUUCCUCCGGAAACAUUUCCUUCACUGGCUUGAAGCGAUGAGUCUACUCGGAGAGACGAGUAAAUGUGUCUCUUUGCUAGAAACACUUUCUACGCUAGUUGAAGCAUCAAAUGGUGCACUUUCUGCGUUGCUCCAUGACGCUCGACGAUUUACUCUUCGAUUCCGACAUAUACUCCAAGAUGCACCUUUGCAAAUAUAUUCGUCAGCGCUUAUAUUUGCCCCAGAAGCAAGUAUAGUGCGGAAAGCUUUUGUAGACGAAAUGCCAGAGUGGAUUGAGCUAUUGUCAAAAAGAGAAGAGGACUGGAAUGCGUGCCGCAGCGUGCUCGAGGGCCAUACCUCCGGCGUCAACGCCGUCGCCUUCUCGCCCGACGGCCAGCUGGUCGCGUCCGCCUCAGACGACAACACAGUGCGGGUGUGGGAAGCGGCGACGGGGUCGUGCCGCAGCGUGCUCGAGGGCCAUACUGACGGCGUCACCGCCAUCGCCUUCUCGCCCGACGGCCAGCUGGUCGCGUCCGCCUCUUGGGACAAGACGGUGCGGGUGUGGGAGGCGGCGACGGGGUCGUGCCGCAGCGUGCUUGAGGGCCAUACCUCCUACGUCAACGCCGUCGCCUUCUCGCCCGACGGCCAGCUGGUCGCGUCCGCCUCAGACGACAAGACGGUGCGGGUGUGGGAGGCGGCGACGGGGUCGUGCUGCAGCGUGCUCGAGGACCAUACCUCCUUCGUCGAGGCCAUCGCCUUCUCGCCCGACAAUCAGCUGGUCGCGUCCGCCUCUUGGGACAAGACGGUGCGGGUGUGGGAGGCGGCGACGGGAUCGUGUCGCAGCGUGCUCGAGGCCCAUACUGACGGCGUCAAAGCCGUCGCCUUCUCGCCCGACGGCCAGUAUAUCCAAACAAAUUGCGGUGAUAUUUGCUUGCACUCUCCUACUACGCCAUUGCUGUUGUCCCAAAGAGUGCAGCCGUCCCAGAUCUUUGUGCAAGACCAGUGGAUUUCUCUACACCAACAGCAGAUGCUAUGGCUUCCUUCUGAAUAUCGACCAACUUGCGCUGUAGUUCACAGAAGCGUAGUAUUUUUAGGGCAUUCUUCAGGUUGUAGUACGUUCCUCAAAUUUGAUGCACAGGUCUAG